CGGUAGUAUCAGGAACCUCCUUUUGAUGCCCAAGUCCGUCUUCAAUGCCAUUGGCCAUCCAAUUAUCUGCGAAGGAAAAAAGGAAGAAGCAAAAGUGAAUAGCAUCUAUUGGCAAUGACAUACCCGUCCUCCUCCUGCCUAGCGAGGAGGCUCAAAUCUCAACCCUCGACCUCGUAUUAGCCCCGGCAUCCCGGUUUGGGCUACAGCUAAGGGGAGCUUGUAACAUAUAAUACCCUUCCUCGGGGGUCAGCCCGUCUUUCUCCAAAGGAAGCUCUUCAAUUUGUAAUUCCGGUGCAUGUCUCUGAAGAUCCAUAUCAACGCAAAGCAAGUGCAUGACGCAAUUUCUUUUUUACCAUCUCUCUUCUUAUCCAGUUGCUAUAGGGUUUCAUUCCGGGGCCGAGGACGGCGUCUCGUUCUCUUUAUCUCCUUCGCCUCGCUUCUUCGUGAUCCUAAGCGAAGCUUAGCGAUCCGUUUGCAUCAGAGAGUGCUCGACCAUGAUCGUAGUCAGCUAUACAUCGACGUCGAUGUGGCAGCACAGAGAAUCAGAUCCACUAGGAGAUGCAGCAUCUUAAGUUAAAGGGUUAUUGCUAGGUUUUGGCUGAUAUACGCCUACCGAUUAGGCUCUUUGAUGUCGUGCAUCUCGAUGACAGGCACACCCAGGGGCGCAUAACGAAGCCGGUCCAGAACCAACUCAGACCUUUCAAGGGGUAGGUUACGCUUUCGAUUUUCUUUUCAUGAUUUCUUUCCUUUGCAACUUCCCGAAGUUAGGACUAGACUUCAGCCAAAAGACCGAAACCGCCUACGACAGACUGACGAUACUGACCGGGCAUUUAUGGAGAAACGGCCCGUUAAGCCGCGUCCGGGACAAGCCUUGCGUAGGUCGACUCGCUCCCAAGGACACCGGGAUCAGGACGGAAAUCCCGGGCUCGACUAAAUGCACGG
Messenger RNA from Annulohypoxylon maeteangense, 942 nucleotides. RefSeq lists its product as uncharacterized. The transcript has a single exon. The record is from RefSeq and is a predicted model, not a curated record. The annotation marks the transcript as partial. Lineage: Eukaryota; Fungi; Ascomycota; Sordariomycetes; Xylariales; Hypoxylaceae.